Rhinocladiella mackenziei CBS 650.93 is the source of this 219-nucleotide messenger RNA. RefSeq lists its product as uncharacterized. NCBI's taxonomy places the organism in Eukaryota, Fungi, Ascomycota, Eurotiomycetes, Chaetothyriales, Herpotrichiellaceae. The coding region runs from base 1 to 219 and encodes 72 amino acids. The record is from RefSeq and is a predicted model, not a curated record. The transcript is spliced from 2 exons.
AUGUCUCCAGAUCCCAAAUCUAACACUUCUUUUGACGCCGCCUCUAUUUCUGCCUCUUCACUCAUGAGCGAGAAGGAAAGAGCCCAAGCUGAGGGCUCUCAAAGGAAGCCUAAAGAGUCUCUAGUCAAAAGAGUCGUGAAAGCGAUCAAGAACAUCGAACCUCCUGAGCCCAGGAUCCCAGAGGGCCGACGUGAAACUCUGCCUGCUUGGGCCAGAUGA